Molecule: messenger RNA, 624 nt
Organism: Fulvia fulva
Lineage: Eukaryota; Fungi; Ascomycota; Dothideomycetes; Mycosphaerellales; Mycosphaerellaceae
Product: NADP-dependent alcohol dehydrogenase 6
Exons: 3
Coding region: 1-624 (207 amino acids)
Biological process (GO): alcohol metabolic process
Molecular function (GO): alcohol dehydrogenase (NADP+) activity
Source: RefSeq, a predicted model, not a curated record
AUGAUUUCGUGUUCGUACGCGUAUGGCUUCAAGUAUGCGGAUGGGAGUGACUCGUAUGGAGGGUAUGCGGAUUACCAUCGGUGUCAUGAGCAUUUUGUCGUCAAGACUCCGGAAUCUAUACCAAGUGAGGAGGCGGCGCCGAUGCUUUGUGGUGGGAUAACGGUAUAUGCGCCGCUGAAGCUGAAUGGCUCUGACCGGGUCGUGGCUAUCAGUCGGAAGAAUAGCAAGAGGGAGGAUGCGUUUAAGUUGGGUGCUGAUGAGUAUAUCAGCACAGACCACGACGCAGAUUGGGCACAGAAGCAUGCAAAGAGUCUGGAUUUGGUCGUGUCGACUGUGUCUCCGCCAAAGAUGCCACUGGACGGCUACCUUAAUUUGCUCAACCCGAUAAGCUGCCAGAUCUCACUGCAAUUCCAGUCCAUGAUGAAGGGAAUCAGGUUUGGCGGUUCGCUUAUUGGAGCGCCAUGGCAGAUUGAGGAGAUGCUGGCGUUGGUUGCCGAGAAGAAUAUCCGACCGUGGGUCAACCUCAGGUCGAUGAAGGACGUGAACAAGGCGAUUGUAGACUUUGAGGAAGGGAUUCCAAGGUAUCGUUUCGUGUUGGUCAACGAGAAGCAUGCUGGGAUAUGA